CCAUCCUCUCUAAUCUAUUCAACCCAAAAAAAAAAAGAACUUAAGAACUUACUACUCCACUUUUAAGUCUUAACCCAAGUUUACUUUUCCUAUACCUUCAAGGACCAAGAAAUGGCUCCAACACUUGCAGACUCAGCCACUGACAACUUUGAUCUGAAUGAUUUUGUAAUAAACCAAGGAAAUGGUGUAAAGGGUCUGUCAGAUUUGGGACUAAAAAGCCUUCCUAGACAAUAUAUCCAACCCCAAGAAGCACUUAUCAAUAUUAUCCCAAAUGAAUCCAUUCCUGUUAUUGACAUGUUAAACUGGGACACUGAUCCUAAAAUUGCAGAAUCUGUUUGUGAUGCUGCAGAGAAAUUUGGGUUCUUCCAGUUGGUUAACCAUGGAGUCCCACUUGAGGUUCUUGAAGGUGUUAAGGAUGCGACACAUCGUUUCUUUGGAUUACCUGCAGCAGUUAAGAGAAAAUAUUCCAAGGAGCAUUCAUCUACUAAUAAUGUCAGGUUUGGUACAAGCUUUAGUCCUGACUGUGAAAAGGCUCUUGAAUGGAAAGAUUAUCUUAGCCUCUUCUAUGUCUCUGAAGAGGAGGCUUCUGCACUAUGGCCUCCUGAGUGCAAGGAUGAAUGCCUGGAAUACAUGAAGAGAUCUGAAGUUCUGUGCAAGAAGCUAAUGGGUGCUUUAAUGGAGAGAUUGAACGUGAAAGAAAUAGACGACAAGAAAGAAUCUUUACUAAUGGGUUCCAAAAGGAUUAACCUAAACUACUAUCCAAGAUGUCCAAAUCCUAAUCUCACAAUAGGCGUAGGUCGCCAUUCUGAUGUCUCUGCACUGACUUUUCUUCUGCAAGACGAAAUCGGAGGGCUUUACGUUAGAGUAAACGAAGGAAAAGGAGAAGAAGAUGGAUGGGUUCAUGUUCCUCCUAUUGAAGGCUCACUUCUGGCUUUUCUUUUAGGAUGAAUGCCUGGGAAUACAUGAAGAGAUCUGAAUUCUGUGCAAGAAGCUAAUGCAAAAAACAUGUAUAUCUCUAAUUUCCUCGAUCUUGUUGAAUCCGGAAGCAAAAACAGAAUCUCAAUUCCGAUUUUUGUUAAUCCAAAGCCGAGUGAUGUGAUCGGUCCUUUGCCUGAAGUUCUUGCAAGUGGAGAGAAGCCUAAAUACAAAAACAUCCUUUAUUCUGAUUAUGUCAAGCAUUUCUUCAGAAAGGCUCAUGAUGGGAAGAAGACUGUUGACUUUGCUGUUGCUAAAUAAUUUUACUACAACUGUUAUAUUAUGAAUGUAGUAAUAGUUUGUGUCACUGUUAAUAAUGCCGUAAUCAUAUAAUCUUUAUUGAAUAAAAUUUCAGAUUUGUUAAAAAUAAGAAUUAAUAACUGUUGUUCUUUUUCUUUUUCCUUUAGAAAUAGAAACAAGAAUGUAAUUUUAAUUAUUUUUACAAGUUGGAACUAUCGUGGCUGUAUUCGUGUUAGUUGACAGUGACACGCUAAUUCAGAUUAAA
Molecule: messenger RNA, 1480 nt
Organism: Jatropha curcas
Lineage: Eukaryota; Viridiplantae; Streptophyta; Magnoliopsida; Malpighiales; Euphorbiaceae
Source: RefSeq, a predicted model, not a curated record